AUCUGGAGCUAAUGGUUUACUUUUUAAUAAACCAUUAAAGGUAAUGGAAAUAAUUCAAACAGGUUUAUCAUGUAGGCCAUUUUCUUUUGACUUGUGUCGUUCUUCACACAUGCAGGGCAGCAGAAAUAGCAGCCGGUCAUCUAGUCCUAGCGUAAGAAUGAUCACUGCUGCAGGCACGCCUUCUGAGAAAGCUACCCGCAACUAUGCAUGGACACCAGAUGAAUCAACAGAUACAAAUGGUUCCGAUAACUCUAUCCCAAUGGCAUAUCUUACCCUGGAUCACCAGUUGCAGCCAUUAGCUCCAUGUCCAAACUCCAAAGAAUCCAUGUCUGUAUUUGAGCAGCAUUGCAAAAUGGCUCAGGAAUACCUGAAAGUUCAAACUGAAAUAGCAUUGCUACUACAGAGAAAGCAAGAACUAAUAGCAGAACUGGACCAGGAUGAAAAAGAUCAACAGAAUACCUCCCGGUUGGUUCAAGAGCAUAAGAAGCUUUUGGAAGAAAACAAAAGUUUAUCCACGUACUAUCAACAAUGUAAGAAACAACUAGAAUACAUAAGAGCCCAGCAGCAAAAGCGGCAGGGGACGUCAUGAGGCAAUGGAAAGCAUGGGCCGUCAUUUCUAUGCUGUGUGCCCCAAGACUGUUGGUUACACACACAACGACUGAUUGUAUUGGAAGAUUACCUAUUAUGGAUAACUUAAUUCAGUGUUUGGGCCUCUGUGUUAUGUUCUGUAAGUGUAUUUCUGUACAUCUGACAAACUUUGAUUUUAGUUUUUUUUUAAAUAGUGUAGUAUUUAAUUUCAUUCCAUGAAUAUUUUAGUUCUAUCAUCAUUUAGAUUUGAGAUGUUUCAGAUAAAGUUGUGGCAAUAAAUUAUUUGUAUGAAACUGCAAUUCAGCUAAAAUGUUAGAAGGAAGGAAGAAAAUAUCUAAACCAAGACAAACUGAGUAUUGGGUCCCACCGAUCGCUUUUAAUGCCUGAUGUUAACUUGUGCCUUGGAGGCUAGCAGUAUUUUCCUUUGGUCAUUAGACGGUGACUACUUUUUUUUAAUGGAACCAGACCUUCAGUAAAGGUUGUUGUCCCGAGCUCAAUGCUAAUAAAAAAAAUAUAUAUUCUAUGUGCUGUACGUUUUGGAGAGUUCUGCAGUAAUACUCACUAAUAUUACUGUCGGAGGUCAUUGUAAAGUGAGUACUGUGCAUUGAGCAUAAUUAUUUCAUACCCUUCUUUGACAAGUUGCUUAUCCUGCAGCAAGAAACUUAUUUUUAAUUAAAUUUCAGAAGUUUCCAUAAAAGGUACAGCCAUUAACUGGAUAACUGUCUUCAAUUGUAGUGCCACAAUAGUAGCCUUCUUUCCUUAAAUAUGACUUCUACAUGGCACACCUCUUAAAGUUUUAAAUAUUAAAUAAAUAUAUAAUCUAUAGAAUUGGCAGUUAUACUGGAACACUGAAUUUUAAGAAAUAAAUGGCACCCAUAAAACAUAUGGGAUGAUCCAACAUGUAAUGACAGCAGCACCCAUAAAGCAUGCAUCUCAAGAAAUCAUGGGUUUGUGAUGUUUCCUGGAAGCACUAAAUCACAAUCACGCUUUUUAUCCUAUCCUAAAAAUCAGAUCUAUGGUUUUUCUGUAGAUUUAAGUAUAGAUUUGUCCAAGGCAUUCAUACAAAUUUGAUGAAACCUCAGUGUUCUGGUCUAACUAAGUUGUUUUUUUUUUUAAUUUUUUUUCUUUCCUUUAAUGUUGAUUUGGCUAUUACAAAAUAAUAAAUGCCCUUCAGAUUUUUGGGCAGAGAUAUUCUUCCAAAUAUCAAGUUUGAAACUGUCCUCUGAAAUUCAGCGGACCUGUUUGACAACAAGAAGUUGGAUAUUGCACUUUAUUUUUUUUUCUUAGCAUGGAGCAUAGAUGGGUUUAUGAGAGAUGCAGCUAGGCCGGGUGGAGUUAACAGUACUGUAAUUGUUUACAUUCUCUAAAUUAGCUUCAGCAUCAGUUCCACCAAGGAUUGGAUAAUGUGACAUAAAUGAAAUAUUGGUUGCAUUGAUAAAUGCAGUGCCAAGAUGAAUAUCAUGAUCAGAUGUUCAGUCAAGCACGCACACCCUCUCACUCAUUCUUUGGUGGGAGGUAGGUCAUUAGAGUUGUGCAAGUUACAGCCAUGAUGUCAAAGUAAGUAUUUUUGUUAGAGAUCAUAUCCUUUUUGAAGGAUGUAUAUAAGCUGGAUUAAAACAAUCAGAUAAGAACUCUGAACUGCUUGUUUUACUUGUUUGGGUCAAAAGAGAGCUCAUUAUUUUUAAAACAAAAAGACUGCUUUCACUACAGUUAAAGAAUAGUCAAACUGUUAUAGUCAUAAAUAUUCAACAAUUACCAUAAAAUUAUGCAUUGGACCCUUUUCAAGGACUACUGGAGCACAUCUACAUCAUGUUAAGAUUAGUUUACUUGUUCAGUUUAUUCCAGUAUGCUGUGAACAAACAUUCUAUGGCUCUCUCAAAAAUUUGCUUUCUAUUUUCAUGAAUGCAAGAAAUUAGUCUUUGCAGAUUUUAUACAAAAAUGUGUUCAGAUUCUGUAAAGCAACAACUGUAUAUAGGUAUAUUUAUUUGAAAGAAAGGCUUAUUUUGAAUGGUAUUUUGUAGGCCUUUUUUUUUUUGUUUUGUUUUUUCAAGGUAGGGAUGGAUUAUAGCAUAUAACAGGCUACUGAUCCUUGAGGUUAACGCCAGAGUUGAAAAACCUCACCAAAAAUGUAGUGUAGUCUGCUUAUUAUCAGGCGACUUCUACCAUCAUACAUUAGAAUUUAAAAGAUCAACCAAUCCCAUUCUAAUUUGUGUACAAUUCAGCAUGCUUUUCAAUUGCUGGUAGGCUCCCUUCCCAGUACCUUUUAGAAAUGAUAGAUUUUAGUUUCUUGCACAUCCUCCCACCUUAUCAUCCAUCUCUCUGGACACACAUUGGCAGCACAUUAAUUUAAACACGUUUCACCUAUAGAUAAAUUCUCCUGACAGCACCAUGUAGACCAGGCAUUUUCAAGAUAUGAUCCAUGGUCUGUUUGGAGUUUGCUGGUCUCAAAUUGCAUUCAGGAUGUUAUAAUUGGCUUUAUAGAUCAUAGGCAAGGGGAAGGAAUCUCUCUCUUGAAUGUGUAGUAAAGUGUCUGCUUCCAAACAUUGGUGAGAAUAGGAUUCAGCUCAACUGUGGUUUCCUCCCACAUUUGAAUUGCCUACUACUCACAACCUAAGCUUGAGCUUGAAGAAUGGCAAUGUGGAAAUUACCAGAGAACUGCUGGCAGCCAUGAAUUAGUGUCAUCAGAAAAGUUUUUUUUUUAAAUCAGAUUGGUGUAGGGAGGGGAUAGAAGUACUUCAUCAGAAAAUAGAAUUGUUGCAAAAUGGAUUGUGUAUGUAAUUGAUUAAUGAGGUGUGUGUAUUUGAAAUGUAUUUGCUGUUAUUGGACCUGAGGUGAAUCCUUGGAGGAUUAUAACAGCAUUACGAAGGAUAAUAAAGUUUAGAAGUUUUUCAUUUA
Molecule: messenger RNA, 3483 nt
Organism: Rhincodon typus (whale shark)
Lineage: Eukaryota; Metazoa; Chordata; Chondrichthyes; Orectolobiformes; Rhincodontidae
Product: mitogen-activated protein kinase kinase kinase 7-like
Exons: 4
Coding region: 44-589 (181 amino acids)
Biological process (GO): JNK cascade; positive regulation of canonical NF-kappaB signal transduction
Molecular function (GO): MAP kinase kinase kinase activity; magnesium ion binding
Source: RefSeq, a predicted model, not a curated record